Messenger RNA from Salvia splendens (bonfire salvia), 2523 nucleotides. Its product is annotated as zinc finger CCCH domain-containing protein 47. The record is from RefSeq and is a predicted model, not a curated record. Lineage: Eukaryota; Viridiplantae; Streptophyta; Magnoliopsida; Lamiales; Lamiaceae. The transcript has 2 exons. The coding region runs from base 199 to 2226 and encodes 675 amino acids. Gene Ontology annotation, molecular function: metal ion binding; protein binding.
AUAUAAUUGAAGCAAGAAGAAAAGUCACAACUUCCUACUCCCCUCCUUCCAAUACUAAACCUUUUUGUGAAAUUCUUGAAAUAUAUAUACGCACACUUGUGUGUUUAUAAUAUAGCUUCAAUACUCCGCCUCUAAACUUUCAAAUCAUCAUUCAUAAAAGUCAUCCUCCCAAAUUCUUCUUAUUGACAAAGGUUUUAGAUGUGUAGUGAUUCAAAGAAUAAACACAGCUCUUCUGAUUUGGAGAUGGAGGCUGAAUUUCAUGUGGGAAGGCUCAAUAAUUGCUCGAAACUUCUCGAAUUUGCGGCCACGGACGAUGUGGCUGGCUUUGUGCACGAGGUCGAGCAGAGAGGCCGUGGCGUUGAUGAAGUGAGUUCGUGGUAUGGGAGAAGCUUCGGGUCGAAGAAGAUGGGGUAUGAGGAGAGAACCCCUAUCAUGAUUGCUGCUUUGUAUGGAAACACCGAGGUUUUGAGGUAUAUAAUCGCAACUGGGCAAGUUGAUGUGAAUCGGGCGUGUGGCUCGGAUGGUGCCACGGCCCUCCACUGCGCUGCUGCUGGUGGCUCGUGGUCCUCUGCGGAGGUUGUUGAGUUGUUGAUGGCUGCCUCUGCUGACACGAGCAUCGUGGAUGUCUCGGGGAGGAAGCCCGGUGAUCUCAUUGCUCCGUGUGUGAGAUCCUCGGCUAGUCCGAGAAGGAAGCAGUUGGAGAUGAUGCUUAACGGGGUGACCAGCGUGGGGGAGGAAGAGGGGAGCAAGAAGCAGCCGUUGGCUGCGAGUGAGAACAGGGAGUAUCCGAUGGAUAUACCGUUACCGGAUAUAAACACGGGUGUUUAUGGGAGUGAUGAGUUUAGGAUGUAUAGCUUUAAGGUGAAGCCUUGCUCGAGGGCGUACUCUCACGACUGGACCGAGUGCCCGUUCGUCCACCCUGGGGAGAACGCGAGGAGGCGUGACCCGAGGACGUAUCACUACACGUGCGUGCCCUGCCCCGAAUUCAAGAAGGGGAGCUGUGGGAAGGGCGAUGGGUGCGAGUACGCUCAUGGUGUUUUCGAGUCGUGGCUGCAUCCGGCCCAGUACAGGACUCGCCUUUGCAAGGACGAGACCGGCUGCUCGAGGAAGGUGUGCUUUUUCGCUCACAAGCCGGACGAGUUGCGCCCGUUGUAUGCCUCCACGGGCUCAGCCAUGCCGUCCCCAAAGUCUCUAUCUGCGUUGGAUAUGGCGACGACGUUGAGCCCCUUGUCGUCUUCGUUGAUGAUGCCUAAUAAUGCGUCGACACCACCAACGUCCCCUUCUGUUACCGGCUCGUCUCUGAAGGGUGGGAGCAUGUGGCCGAACAAGGUCAGCCUUGCUACGCCGCCUGCUCUGCAGCUGCCCGGGAGCAGGCUCAAGACAGCCUUGAACGCACGAGAGGUCGAUUUGGAUCUCGAGAUGCUCGGAUUGGAGAGGAUCCGGACCCAACAACGGCAGCAGCUGGCGGAGGAGAUGGCUAGCCUUUCGUCUCCGUACGCACGGAUGGCCGACCUGACGCCUACGAACCUCGACGACAUAUUCGGAUCUCUCGACCCGUCUAUGCUGUCGCAGCUGCAAGGACUCUCACCGAAGAUAAACAACACCACGAGCUCGCAGAUGCAGUCCCCGACGGGCCUUCAGAUGCGACAGAAUAUGAACCAACUCCGAGCAAGCUACCCGAUGAACGUCUCGUCCUCGCCAUCAGGGAAUCCCUCGCCGUAUGGGUUUGACUCCUCCGCUGCAGUAGCUGCCGCGGUAAUGAACUCACGGUCCACCGCCUUCACGAAGCGGAGCCAGAGCUUCAUUGACCGCAGCGGAGGCAGCGGUGGUGGUGGAUAUCGUUACGGGCCAACAGCCAAUUCCCCGGCCGGUCUCAAGCACUCGGAGUGGGGCGCUCCCGACGGCAAGCUAGAAUGGGGCUUCAAUGGUGAAGAAGUGAACAAGCUUAGGAAAUCGGCCUCGUUUGGUUUCCGAACUGGGGCGAACGCAGCCCCGGCUCAUUCAGAUGUGGGCGAGCCGGACGUGUCGUGGGUUAAUACGCUUGUGAAAGACGUCCCGGCUGGGGCAGCGGGGAUGUACAGCCCGACGAGGAGGCAGGGGAUGAUGUAUAGCCCGAAGCAGAGGCAGGGCGGAGGAGGCGGGCACGAGACGGAGACGACGACGACGACAGCGAUGCCGCAAUGGCUCGAGCAAAUGUACAUAGAGCAGGAGCAGAUAGUGGCUUGAGAGAAAAGGCUCUGGUGGCGGGAAAAUUGGUUUGGGAUUAUCUUUGAUUAGGGUUUGAUCAAAUUCUUUCUGAUUCUUACAUUUUUAACACCAUAUCUGUAGCUAUAGUUACUGAUGGCGAUAUCAAGAAACCAAUUUUUAGAUUGGGAAAUGAGAUUAUUUAGUUUUUUUUUUCUUUUUUUCUUUUUUCCUUUUUUUCUUUUUUUCUUUUUUUCAUAUGAAUAUAUAGGAGAUUAUUAGUUUCAUGUAAUUCUCGUAUUUAAAGUGAUGAAUGAACGUGAGGACUGAAUUUCUGUA